AUGAUUGAAAUCGCAAGGACUCAGGACGAGGAAACGGGAGAUGGAACUACCUCUGUAAUAGUUCUCGCUGGUGAAGUUAUGGCCCAGGCUCAACAGUUUUUGGAGCAAAAAAUCCAUCCAACUAUUAUAAUCCAGGCUUAUCGGGCUGCUUUAGAAGACAUGAUCAAGCUGGCAGAAGAGAAGUAUAGCAGGACGAUCGACGUUAAUAACGACAAAGAGAUCACUUCCGUAGUCAAAUCAUGUUUGGGAACUAAAAUGCUGAGCAAAUGGAUGGAUUUGGCUGUGAAAAUAUCGCUGGAUGCUGUUAAGACUAUCCGAGUCGAUAAAGGAAGUGCAAGUGAAAUUGAUCUCAAAAGAUACUGCCGCAUAGAGAAGAUCCCUGGAGGAACUAUCGAAGAUUGCAGGGUUAUCAAAGGAGUUGUUCUCAACAAGGACGUCACUCAUGCCAAAAUGCGUCGUCGCAUUGAACAUCCUCGAAUUGUUUUGCUUGACUGUAACUUGGAAUAUAAAAAAGGAGAAUCUCAGACCUCGCUGGAGAUUAUGAAGGAGGAAGACAUCAGUCGAAUCCUUGAGCAGGAAGAAGAAGCGAUCCGUAAGCAAUGUGACGAAAUCAUCAGCGUGAAACCCGACCUAGUCUUUACUGAAAAAGGAGUUUCCGAUUUGGCACAACAUUUUCUCCUUAAAGCUGGCAUUACAGCGAUCAGACGUUUGAAGAAAACCGAUAACAAUAGAUUAGCAAGGGUGUGCGGCGCUCGAAUUGUCAACGAUACAGCAGAUCUGCGGGAGGCCGACGUCGGAACGCAGGCCGAUCUUUUCGAGAUCACGAAGAUAGGAGACGAGUACUACACCUAUGUGACAUCGGAGAAAACUACGGCUUGUACGAUUUGCCUUCGAGGUCCAUCGAAAGAUGUUAUUAACGAGGUUGAACGCAAUCUUCAAGACUCUUUGCACGUCGUUAGAAACAUAAUGUUGAAUCCUCGCCUUGUUCCUGGUGGUGGUGCUCUUGAGAUGGCUCUUGCUCAGGUUCGUAGCUUCGUUAUAGGUUCAUUGAGAUGUUUUAUAAGGUGGAAUGUGAAGUUACUGUUUAAGGCCAUCACUGAGAAAGGAAAAUCUAUGGAGGGAGUCAGACAGUGGCCUUACAAAGCGAUUGCCAGAGCUCUUGAGGUAAUUCCUCGCACUCUCAUUCAAAACUGUGCCGGAAACACAAUCCGACAAUUGACUGCACUUCGCGCAAAACAUGCACAAAAUGCUGAAAAUUGGACGUGGGGAAUUAAUGGAACGACAGGCGAGCUGGUGGAUAUGUGCAAACUGGACAUUUGGGAUCCACUCACUGUACGUGUGCAGGUGUUGAAAACAGCAGUGGAAACAUCGAUCAUGCUCCUACGCAUUGAUGACAUUGUGUCCGGAACGAAGAAGACGCAAAAAGACGGCGUACAGGAGGAGAUGCCUCAGUGA
Cooperia oncophora is the source of this 1455-nucleotide messenger RNA. The record is from the annotation of a GenBank genome assembly. Lineage: Eukaryota; Metazoa; Nematoda; Chromadorea; Rhabditida; Trichostrongylidae.